Molecule: messenger RNA, 3942 nt
Organism: Spirometra erinaceieuropaei
Lineage: Eukaryota; Metazoa; Platyhelminthes; Cestoda; Diphyllobothriidea; Diphyllobothriidae
Source: the annotation of a GenBank genome assembly
AUGAACUUCUGGGUGGCUUGCGAUCUCACAAGCAGCCGCCUUCUGCCCCUCGUAGACGGGCAGCGCAGUGUGGCCGAGUUGUCGCGAAUAGCGCUGGUGGAUGUGAACAUUGCCCGUGUCUGCCUUACCCAGCUGGCUAAUGUCGGCGCCGUGCAUAAAGUUUCUGUUCCUGUUUUUAUGCACCAUGUCUCAGACUUCCAGCUGGAACAGAGUUUCGAGGCUGAGGAGGUAUCAUCGGAUAUCCUCUUUUCAGUACCCGGUUAUAUUGGCAUGCCGCGGCUGAUGGAACUCACCCGAAAUGAAACGCUCAAGAUGGCCUGUCUGGAGUCAGUGGUGAGUCUGUACAUGCGCCUGCUGCUGCUGCUAUAUGAGUAGGCAAAUACAGUUAGCACUUUUCAGCUCAUACCCAGCGUUUAGUUUCAUCUCACUAUAAAUAACUAGGCAUUCUUUUAAACUACGACGAGCUAACGAUUGUUUUCGGGAAGGUCACCAAAUUACGGGAUAACUCAGGACUGGGUAUCGGGCUAUAACGGAUCCCUAUUAAUUUUACUCUUACGACAUUGUAACUGACCUGUGCGAGACCCCCUCACUUCUUGUGGAGUUACGGACAUGGCCUCCGUAUUGCCAGUCACUGUGUCCAUCUCCAGCUCAUCUCUAUUCGACCUUGCUACUGGAACAUGGUGGAUCGGGGGAGAUAAAAAGACCGGCGCGGCGCAGCGCAAGUCUGCUUCGCCAUAAAACACACGCCGCUGCUGCUAGAAGUAGGCUUUGGGAGGUUUUAUUAGAUGAACUUCUUACUGUUGGUCUUGGUGUUUAGAGCAGCCGUUAAUGAGUUAAAUUUGUGAACCGAAAGUACCUAUCGGCAUAAUCUACCAAGAAUUAUCUGCGGAGUGUUAAGUGCUUGAACUUCAUGAGACAUUGGCCGGCGGGCGUAUUUAUAAUCUUAUAUAAGGGAGGUGUCGGUUUGUCACGGAAAUAUGUAUUCCCAAUACCACAAUUGGAUUUGCUCCAAAUUCCAAAGGGCUCUUCUUAGGAGGAGCCGUUCUAACCGACUUGCUCACACGCCGUGCGCAUGCUGAUAUCGCGCGAGCUCCUGACAGGACUGGAGAUCUACCUAACCAGUUAGGUGAGUCGAAAGUCCAGCUGGCGGGCUAACCACUCAAGGACAGCGUCUCGUCCAAUCCCAGUUCGACCUUGGACAUUACCGUAGGUUCCUUUGACCGCCUUGAAUGCACAGUUAGCAUGAGCCAGUACGUUCCUCUUCUUCCGUCUUUGUUGUUGAGUUCCGAUUUGGGCAUUCGAUUCAGGAGAGCCAUUGGACAGGCGACCAUCGGGGCAUGCGGUAAGAACACAACAGUUGGUGUAAGGGUUGGGGCAAGCGUUAAGACACGAGAAUGCGGACUCCCUGGAAUUUAGCGCAAGGUCACCUACAGUACUGGAGGCUUGUCGUAAGUUUGGUGGACAACCUCGCGUUUUUUUCUUGCGUUGUAGUCCCCCGAAUGUCACAGUUUCAGUAGCACAGAGUCUUCAGAUUUUCUAGGGAGGGUCGGAUCCUAUUUCGUAGCCGCACCUGCAGUAGGCAAGCGCCGGUGGUGGCAAGGGUUUUAAAACUAACCGAUAACCAUAAUCCUAACGCCGAACACUAACCCUAACGCUAGCCCCUUACCCCACCCCUAACAGGUGCAGCUACGAAAUAAGAUCUUACCCUAGGGAGACCCAAGGCCAACUAGUUUGAAUAGCAAAAAAAACCUACGGAAAGUUCGCCUCAGAUAACAUUUUCGGACGGCUAUGAUUUUUCGGAAAUCGAUUGUUUGGAAGGUGGGAAGGUCUGCGUGAAAGUACGCAUGGGUUUUUUAAACCUGCCUGGUAUGCAAGCCAAUUGCAUUAGAUGCAUAAGACUGUUUUGACUGCCCGCACAUCUCGUCCAAACUGCGCGAACAUAUGUUGGGAAUUGGUUUUUGAAAGUAUAACUCGUAAACCGUUGAGCCAAGACCAAACGGGUUGCUGUUUGAAAAGUUGCGAGCUACCGAUUUUUCCAGUACAGAGAUUUUGAAGUCUUCAAUCCAUAGCUGUAUGAGAAACGAUAUCCCCUAAAAACCCUAUGUGCAUAUGGAGCAUUCCCAAGAGAAAAAACGUUACGCUGUUUUAAUGACUGCUUUUCACACGUAUAUGUUGAAAAUCCGGAUGUCAUUGCACAUAGAAGGCGGGGUCGUUUUUAUUGUAACUGAUUUGCCAUGAAUCGCCUGUACAUUACUGAAAAGUUGGUGCCUUAUUGUCCUUAAGUUCUCAAGUUUUUGCGUAUUAUGACUAGAGGAGGCAGGGAAGAUACGAGUUACCCUUCAAAAUGGGUCAAGUUUCUUCGCCAGAUACUUCCCGUUCAAAUUUGAUAUUUUAAUACUUUGUGUAGCUUGCAUACAUUGCCCACUCUCCCUUUAACUAACGAUUAAGACAUGUCGAAAUCCGUCCUCGCAUCUAGCUUGAAUAGCGUCUCGACAGCCAAAAGCUUCUAAACUACGGACUAGCAGGAAACAUAGCAAUGCCACGAACACGUGAUCAAGAAACACUUGCGAAAGCAGGUGGUUCCUAUGUUCGCACUCUUUAACUUGACAAUGCGUGUGCUGACAAAAUGACAUGACGAAGUGUCUGCUGAAAAUACUGCACCUUCUGUGAGUUAACGUUAACCUUUAAUGCAAUGUUUGAGGUUGGCGACCUGUCCCUCCAAGUACACCCACUUGUGCCAUAUUUAUCGGUUUUUUCACUUUGAAUAGCAUCUCUUCAUGUGCGUACUCCCGCACACCACAUACUCGACCUUUCUCGUGCCUGUUUUAGCUGAUCCCUCGCCCCUCGGCAGAAAUCUCACCAGACUCUACUGAGACCUGUUCAACACAGUUUAUCUCCGCCAUACUAAGGGUUUACUGCAAACUCUGCGCGUCACCUUACUUCAACCUCCCGCACCUUCUGGCUGCCACCAAGCACUAUGUAGACCUUGUGAUCCCGCCCCCUUCCCCCCGCUAUGACCACCCCAACCUUCGGCAUUCCUACCAGACGCCGAUCCACGACUCACUUGUGAGUAAUUGCUCCUACCUGGGCUCAAAUCCAGCCUUACGCACCAUCCCGAGGGUGGAUCUACUGCGACUGGUACAAUUUGGUGAAGUGAAUGGUCUCAUACGUCGUCUGUACUGUUACCCUAUUAGUGAUCUGUCCCCGGCCACAUCCACCUCCCCCGACCAUCUCUCAUCCGAAACUAGGACGGACUCCACCCCGAAGAACCGGCCGGACAGAGGCAAAACAACCAUAGUGCGUACUCUAAGUAACACGCUUUUGCCUCCGCCGGCACCUCCAUCCUCUCUUUCACGCCAGACAUCGGUGAACUUGGAUCCUGUACUCUACUCUCUACAGACCCGGCUAUGGCCAUUUGCUCGUUCCCACUUGAUGGACGGGGUGUCACCCGUUGAUUCCAUCGUCCUUCAGCUGUCCGGCAAGGCCCUUCGUCGGAUACAGAAGGUGAUGCGACAACAGAUGCAAGACUGGACGCCCUCCCAGUUCUCCACCCUGCCGGAUGCCAUUGUGACCUUCACAGCGCGUCUCCUAGUCGAGAGCGUAAAAUGCCAGCAAAUGACGCCUAUGCUUACCUCGGAGGACAUGAGUGGGAGCCCGCGAUGUCAGCGCAAGGGCGCACAUCUUGCCUCAGCCAUCCAGCAGCAGCAGCCCCUAACAGCCUGCUUCUCCGAUAACAAUCUACCUCCUGAGCUGCGUGAUAACCUGCUGCGACAAACGCGACGAGUCUCGCUAAUCAGCGAUAUUCUUAAGGUGACAAGGGGGAAGCAUCAAGAAGUGGCUGUGGCCGGUGGCGGACGAUUGAACGGCAUCCGCCCAACACAGGAGGAUAUACCCGAAGUUAUAAACAGUCUUGUGCCACAGCUUUAUCUGCUCUGGCAUUAA